AUGGGUGUGUGCCCUGAAGGACGAGAUGACUUCCUCUCGACUCAAGUGCCCCUACUAAACGAGGAACACAAAAGACCCCUGAGACAAUCAAAUGAUGACAGCAAGUCUAUCGAUGGUCGAAUGGAGCAGUAUCACAAUGCUAUGAUUGCAUUCCCGGGCGCGGGAUCUUAUGGCUUAGAUGUCAUCUCGCAGACUGCAGCACAUAUGAAUGCGAACGUUUAA
This is a messenger RNA of Penicillium malachiteum, 222 nucleotides long. Its product is annotated as ankyrin repeat protein. Bases 1 to 222 code for a protein of 73 amino acids. The record is from RefSeq and is a predicted model, not a curated record. NCBI's taxonomy places the organism in Eukaryota, Fungi, Ascomycota, Eurotiomycetes, Eurotiales, Aspergillaceae. The transcript has a single exon.